CUGCUCAUGUAUGUUAGAGAAAAAGAAAGGACAACGAUAUCUGUACGAUGAAGCUUUUUAUGCAUAAAAUUGUAUACCACAUAAAUCAUUUCGAUUUUACGAAGUGUUUAAAAGAUAAGAAGCAAUUUUCAUCUUUUAUCCUGUGAUUCGAAAAAUAAUUGGCUGCACCUAAGAAGAAAAGAGGCCUAAGGGACUCACGCGGAUUCUUCUCGACACUUUCAUACGUAGGUAUGCAUAAGGUUUGAGACGAGCUUGACUCCGUCUUACUUUUACCUGUGUGCGCGUGUGUGAGUGUCGCAGAUCAUGGUAUGUUUAUUAUAGAAAAAUGAAAGAAACGCAGGAUUCUCAUGAGCUGCUGCUUGAUAGGGGCCUUAAUUAUAUAUGCCCCUUAUAUUAUACCUAUACAUGCGAAUAGAAGCGCGCACAGAUCUGUUUUACCCCGGCGGCGGCGCGCGUGUGUACUUGUGUUGGUGCGCCUUAAUGCUUGUAUUAGUGAGUAGGAGUAGUAGUACAGUACAGUGAACACUGUACACACUGGAGUUGCAAAGAGCAGUAAAAAGACGGUCGCCAAAAGUUGCUCCAACGUCGUUUGCACUUUGUAAUCAAGGGUGUUGUCGCGUGCGGGUGCGUGUGUGACUAUUGUUGUCGUCCGAUGUCCACGUCUACCUCUACUGGGCUAUCUACAUUGUGAAUGACAUGUACCAUAGAGCUCAACUAUUCCUUGCGCUCAACGACAAGCUGCAGUUGAUUCGUCUCGCAUCGUGUCGAGAAAUAGUGUAGACAAUCGCUCGCGGCUGUACCUUCCUAGGGCCACAAAAUAACCAAAUCAUUGGAUCUCGCAUUGAUUGUACGUCGCACAAGUUUUUAGUUUGACACUUAGACUUUGACGUGCCUGUGUAUGUCAUUGUUGCCAAAAUACUUGAUGCUCCAUUUUUAUGCUGAGCAAUUUUAACAGCUUCGAAAGCUCUAUACAAAAAUAACAAGCACUUAAACUGGAACAUUGACAUGUUGAGGUUGGUUUGAUUUGUUUACUUUACUAUGCCAGUAGUUUAUUUCGAAGUCAUUUGACAAAAUUUGAUAUUUAAGUCUAAUUUACGACGAUGCAAUGCAUAGAAGAAAAUACUAAUUAGAAUUGCUAGCAUUGUUCAUUAAUUACUUUGAGAAAAUUACUUUGUGAAGAUGCCUCAAAAUGAUCCAAUAAGAAUUGAAUCAUUUUUUUAUCACACAAUGAACUUACUUGGACACACCAAAAGUUAUGUCAAAUAAAUAUAAUCCUUAUUGUUCUAAUAACUUUGAAAAUGUCACCGUAGAGCCAUCCGCCAAAGAAAAGGCUCCAGACUCAACUGUGCAGAAUACAGAAAUUGUCGAGCAACUUCAAGAAAUCAUGUCUGAUCACUUGGCCAGCAAUAAUGAAUGUUCUCAAGACUCUAGCAGUGAAGUUAAUGAAAAAGAAAAAAAAAGCAAGACUGAAAAUACCAAUUCACGAAUUGAAGAGAUUAAAGCUGAAGGUUCACCAAACGACAUGGAUCUAGAUGAAACUAUUGAUUCACAAAUCAGAUUAAGAAUGGAAGCUCCAAGAGAUCAAAUGCACCCCCUUGAAUUAAGAGGUACUGGAGAAAAUGAAGAAGAUGACAUUGAGAUAAACCCUGUAAAUAUUUUGGACUCAUUACCAUUAGAAGGUGCACCUAUAGAAGGGCAAGAAGUGUCUGAAGCAGAUCUUCUUGGUAAAAUAGAUGGCGAUGAUGAUGAAGAAGAUGAAAAGUCAAUGGUUGAUGUGGAUGAAGAAAAUAUACUUGAAGUAGGAAAACAUCAUGUGGAGCAUGAAGAAAACAAAACUAAAGGAAGAAAGAAACAAAAAAAAGAAAAAGAUGAUAAUAACGAAAACAACGAUUUAGAAUCAAAAGCUGAUAAAAAACAAGCCAAUAUGAGGAAAAAUAUUCGUGAAGUGAUGGAUGAAACUCAACUUGAUGAAUCUACCUUGGCUGCUCAACGUCAAGAAAUGGAACGUUUGCGGCGUGUUCAAGAACAACAAAGGAUUAUAAGAGAGGUAAGAUUACCAAGCUCAGUACAGUUGAAAAUCAAUCCUCCAAGUGGACAAGCAGUUUCAAUUUCUCAAAGUGGAACUUCUCAGCACCAUAAAAGUAGUAAACAAGGCUCAAAAACCUCACGUUCCCCAACUUGUUCUUCUGCAAAUCAACUUCAGCAACGCAUUCGCAUGAUGACACCAUCUGUCAGUAUAUUACCAGUAGUUUCAAAAAAAGAUGAUAUUGAAGAAGAAGUAGAACAUUUAGAAUAUUAUACUGAUUCUGAACUAUCGGAUGGUGCUGAAGCAGAUGAAGUUAUUUCACGAGAAAUCAAAACUUCACAAUCUGAUGUUCCUCUUGACACCGGAGCAUCUAAAGUGCCUGGGAAACAAAAAGGCAAAGAUGUUGUUACAAUAUCUAGUUCAAGCGAAAACAGUGAUGAUGACUGCAUUGUACUUAGCGAUGAAGAAGAAGAAGAAGUUGAUGAUGAAGAUCCUUCCAAUUCGGGCAUGCAUACUAAUGAUCGUUACAAUGUACCUGAUGAACAAGGCAGAGUUUUAGUUAAUGUAGGUCAUCCUGAAAACGAACCAGAUGUAUUUUUGGCACCACAAGUAGCAAAAAUUAUUAAACCUCAUCAAAUUGGUGGAAUACGUUUUUUGUACGAUAAUAUUGUUGAAAGUAUUGAUAGAUUCAAGUCAAGCUCAGGUUUUGGAUGUAUAUUGGCUCAUAGUAUGGGUUUAGGAAAAACAUUACAAGUUGCAACAUUUUGUGAUAUAUUUUUCCGUUGCACUGAUGCUAAGACUGUACUUUGUAUAAUGCCUAUCAACACGUUACAAAAUUGGUUGGCUGAAUUUAACAUGUGGUUGCCAUAUGAAGAUCCUAAUGCUCCAAAGGCCGAUAAAAAAGAGGUUGUCAAAGAAGAAAAUCAAGAAAAUGAAAAAUCUGAUCAAUCUCAAAGCACUAUGAAUUCAAAUUUACAUCAGCAACUACCUCCAGAAAGUAAACCAAUUGGAAGUAAUUCUUAUGGAUCUCAACCUGGUUUUAAUCCAGGCAUAGCACCGCCUUAUGGCGCACCCAUCUAUGAUUCACGAUUUGGGACUAACUAUACUGGUGCAAUGCCAUCAUAUAAUCCGAUAAAACAUGAAUAUAAUUCUCAUUAUUCAGAAGCAUAUAAUAUACCCCCUUAUAGUCAUUAUCCACCAUCUAAUGUACAUCCACCAACCAAUUAUGUAGGCAUGGAUUCAAGUGCUCCUCAUAAUAUGAAUUCUACUUAUUCCAAUUACGGAACGAAUUCGGGCAUAACACAACCAAACUAUAAUAAUGAACAAUCUAAAGAAAUACCUUUGCCAGCUCAGGAUAGUGGAAAAUAUAACAUGCCAAUAUCUGCAGGACAAAAAACUGAAUUUUCUCAAAAUGAUAAAAGUCAAUUGGAAUCAAAAGAGUUGGAUGACAAAUCUGAUGAAUCCGCUAAAGAAAAAACUGCGAGUGAAUCUAAAAAUGGAGAAAAAGUUAAAACGCAAUUCAGUGUUGAUGUACCUGAAGGAUUGGAAGUACGUCCUCGUCAUUUCCAUUUGCAUAUACUUAACGACUCUCACAAAACGAUGGCAGCAAGAGCUCGUGUUAUUCGAGAAUGGCAAAAAAUUGGCGGUGUACUCCUCAUAGGAUACGAGCUUUAUCGUCAACUUUCUUUAAAAAAAGCUAACAAAGCAAAACGCAAACGCGGGCAACCCAUCAGAGAUCCAUCACUUGACGCGGAAGAGGAUGACAAAAAUAAACCAUUGCUUGAUGAAAUGCAUUCAGCUUUGGUAAGCCCUGGCCCUGACUUGGUUAUUUGUGAUGAAGGACACAGAAUUAAAAACUCACACGCUAGUAUUAGUUUGGCUCUUAAACAAAUGCGUACAAAGCGACGUAUUGUGUUAACUGGUUAUCCUCUUCAAAAUAAUUUACUAGAGUACUGGUGCAUGGUGGACUUUGUGAGGCCAAAUUAUUUAGGCUCUAAGAGUGAAUUUUGCAACAUGUUUGAACGUCCCAUUCAAAAUGGACAGUGCAUCGAUUCAACUCCUCAAGAUAUAAGACUGAUGCGUUAUCGCGCCCACGUUCUUCAUGAUCUUCUGGCUGGUUUUGUUCAACGACGCUCACAUACUGUGUUACAACAGUCCUUACCGCGUAAGGAAGAAUACAUUCUUUUAGUGAGAAUGACUCCACAUCAACGUAAACUUUAUGACACUUUCAUGAAUCAAGUGGUGAAAACUCGAGCUGUACCAAAUCCGCUGAAAGCUUUUGCUGUCUGUUGCAAAAUUUGGAAUCAUCCAGAUGUACUUUAUCACUUUUUAAAGAAAAGACAAGAAAAAGAAGAAGACGAUCUUGAUCUUGAAGAAACAAUUAGUGAUAAAACUUCAACAGUCGGUGUUAAGCGAGCGGCUAAACCAAGGGCUCCCAAAGGUGAAGGUAAAAGAGGAAGGAAAGCAAAACCUAAGCCAGCUGCUAGUGUUUUACCUUCAUCAAUUAAUGAAAAUUCGAAAUCUCCUGAUAAACCAAAAUCUUUUCAAAAUAUGGGCCCACCCUCACAAGCAGAAACCAGUAAUUCUACUGGUUUUAAUGCUCAAACAAGUUAUCAGCAGCAGCAACAACCUCAAUCUACAUAUCAAAAUUAUCAAAACAAUGAAUAUAAUUACUACAAUAAUCAAAAUCAGCAACAGCAAAAGUACCCUAUGCCUGGGAGCAAUCAGGCUUACCCACAAAAUGCAAAUUACUCUCAGAAUGAUCAGAGUCAACAACAUACACAAGAGCCAUAUUCUAAUCAAGAACCUUACUCUGAACAGCAACAGCAACAACAAAAACAACCGCAACAGUAUACUGGUCAACAAAUUCAGCAACAGUAUCAACCACUUCAGCAAUCUCAGCAACAGUACUCUGGUCAACAAAGCCAGCCACACCAGCAACAGCAACAGUAUUCUGGUCAACAUAGCCAGUCAAACCAGCAUCAGCAGCAAUACACUGAACCGCAGCAGCAGUAUUCAACACAACCGCCUCAAACACCGUAUUCAGGUCACCAAUCUCAACAACAACAACAAUAUUCAAAUCAGUAUGGACUCUCGACUACGGGUCCUGACCCGUCUGCCAAACCAAUUGCUGGAGCUUCAAGUACAAUAUCUGGGACAAACUACUCAUAUUCAGAUGGUCAAAUGCCUGUUCAGCAAACGUCUUAUCCACAAAAUCAAUUGAAUUACAACACUUAUUCGCAGACCAAUCAACAAAAUACAAACUACAGUAAUACCGGGACAGAUUCAAACCAAAGUGGAAUUAAUAAUUAUUCAAAUAAUUCUCAAAAUGCGUCGAGUACACAAAAUGCAGGAUAUCCUAAUAAUCAACCCUCAUCUAUUAAUUCUUCUAACUAUCAACAGACAAUGCCAAAUAAUAAUAUACAACCUCAUUCAUCAUAUUCAGCACAGAAUAAUUCAAGUGUUUCCGGAGUACAAAACCAAGGCUACUGCCCAGAAAAUCAAUCUAAUGCACCUCCUGCUACCUCAUCUUCAGCAAUCGGAUAUACAAAUCAUCAGCAACAGCAUAUACCUGCUCAACACUCUUAUCAAAAUCAGUAUGAUAGUAUUUCACGAAAUUCAGUGCAAAAUUAUGGAUCUCAAACUUCGGGCAACCAGCCGCAAAUAUCAAGUUAUACUAACAACCAAUCUCAAUCUCAAGUACCUCAUCAGCAACAACAGCAACAAACACCGCAAACCUCUUAUCAACAACCUCCCCAAGUAACGCCUCAAAAUCAGCAGCAGCAACCAACGUAUCAACAACAAGUUUAUAGUACCCAAAAUUCUAUAUAUUCUCAUACACAGCCACAAACAUACCCUACAUCUCAAGGAGGCCCCAGUUAUCAACAAAAUCAACCACCAGACUCUACGCAAAAUCAGCAAAUAAACUAUUCUCAAGGUUCUCAUGUAAAAACUGAAACUCAGCAACAAGACACUUAUCCUUCGCAAAAUUAUUUACCACAAAAUACUCAGUUACCAUCAAACAACCAAGCUCAAUUUGACUCACAGUCACAGCAACAGCCUCCUCCACCAGAACAACAAUCCUCUACACCUGGCCAAAAUCAAUAUUGGCAACAAAAUUAUCAAAACACUAAUCAAUCUUAUUAUCAAAAUCAAAACAGUCAAAAUAAUUAUCAGAAUAAUGCUGUUGGGACAAGUAACUACCCAAUGAACCAACAAUUAUCAACCACUUCAAGUCAAGUUAGUCAAUCAAAUCAGUACCAAAAUUACAGUGAUAAUUCGACGAUUGACACAAAACCUGCCCAACUCAAUCAAUCUAUCCCAAGUACUGCUCCAUCUAAUGGAGUUAACUCUACUCAAAUGACUACGAAUUCUGGUUCGCUUCAACAACAACCGAAUUUGAAACCUUCCAUUGAUUCUCAGUCAAGUGCCGAACAAGUAUUAACCGAGACUUCUAAUAAAGAUGAAAAAACAACAGCAGACUUGAAGGAUAAAGAUAUGAAAAAUACUGAUAAAGAGAAAGCAGAUGAAGAUGACGAGACCGCGUCAAGAGAUGAAGAAAAGGAAAAGAUCGGUAGCAGUUUAAUGAACAGUUUGAAAGAUGGAGAUCCUGGGAUACCAUAUGACUGGGCUUAUGAGUUGAUGAAAAAUUAUGUUCCAGGCUUAAUUGAAGCCUCGGCCAAAAUGAAAAUUUUCUUCGUAAUUCUUGAAGAAGCUAUACGAUUAGGAGAUCGCGUAUUGACUUUUUCACAAUCUCUUUUUACAUUGAAUCUUAUUGAAGAUUUUUUGGCUAACAACGAUUUUGAAAAUGUCGAAGGACAGAAAGAAUCUUGGGCUAGGAAUGUUAAUUACUUUCGUUUGGAUGGCUCGACUAGUGCACUUGAACGUGAAAAACUCAUCAACGAGUUUAAUGCCAAUAAAAAAGUUCAUCUAUUUCUCGUUUCAACCCGUGCUGGAUCUUUAGGUAUUAAUCUCGUUGGAGCCAAUAGAGCAAUUGUAUUUGAUGCUUCAUGGAAUCCUUGUCACGAUACUCAAGCAGUUUGCCGAGUGUACCGUUAUGGUCAACAAAAAAGUUGUUUUGUAUACAGACUAGUAACAGAUAAUUGUUUAGAGAGGAAAAUCUACGACCGUCAAAUAAGCAAACAAGGAAUGUCCGAUCGUGUUGUUGACCAAUGUAAUCCUGACGCUCAUUUGUCACUCAAAGAAGCUACCACUCUUUCUUGGGAAUGGGAAGAAGAUAGCGAAGUGCAAGAUUUCUCCGAUUUGAAAGAUAAAUAUCAUGACAGUGUGGUAGGUCUGAUAUUAGAAAAAUUUUCGGCUCUACUAACAAAGGAGCCGUUUAAUCAUGAGAGUCUUUUAAUCGAUCGCAAAGAUAAAAAACUGAGUCAAGCGGAAAAGAGGCUGGCUAGAAGAGGCUACGAACUUGAAAAGAUGGCUGCGAAUACUGCUAAACCAAGUUACAAUUAUAUACCUGGAAAUACAGCCCCCAGAGUGACUGUGCCAGCUAGCAGUUUACAAAUUCGCCAGAUUCGUGACGCUGCCAACCCUAUUGGCAAACCCGUAGCUUCUGUUAGACCAAUGCAGCAACGUGGAUCUGAUGGUUUGAGUACGCGAAAUUCCAGUGGUAGCAAAUGGAUACCUGCUGAAGUUUGGCAGAGACAGGGUAUGAGUGCGCAAGAAAUGACUCUACCAUUAGAUGUCGUCAUACCUACGAAUUCUCCGGACAAAGGCAGCAUAGUUCUCAAAGCAGGCCAAAGAGUUAUGGUUCUAAAAAGUCCUAAAGGCAUUUACAUGCAAUUAGAAUCUGGUAAAAUCAUAGCUAUAAGAACUGCUUUGAAAAUGAACCAACAAAAGAAAGACGAUGAACCAGUGGGAGCUAAAAAAGGUGUUGUCACUGAGGGGAACAGAAAUACUAGUAACAAAGAAGAAAUUGGAUUUCCUCUGCGCAACAAUUCAGCAAUAUCUAUUAUUCCGAAAAAUACAAGUAAUAACCAACCACAACAAGCACCGACACGACCACUUCUUAUGAGAACUGGAGUGAAUUACCGUCCUUACGGAGAAAAAGAAGUAUAUAAAAGAACGAAAGCUACAACAGCUGCGAAAUCUUACGUCAAUCCAGUCCAAACAAAUCAAAUAAGCUUGUCAAGAAUUAAUAAACCAAAACAUCUGGAUAACGUAAGCGAAACUGGUUCAAUUGGCGAAAAUUCGAACUCUUGCGAUAGCCAAAAAAUGCGUCCAAGAGUAGAAGAAAUUCAUUUAGAUGACAUGCACGAUACCGGUUCUAAUUCCAUGGAUUACAGUCCAUCAAGUAGUCGCCGUAGCAAUUCUGACACAGAUUCAAAUAUUCAAAGGCCCAUCAUGGAAGGUAGACCAAUGAUGCAAGGAAGACCGGUAGCCAAUUUCAAUUUGGGCAGACCGCCAUCGGCUAUGAGACAUGUUCAAGAUAUGGAACAAAAAAAGUUUGAUCCCUAUCAUCGACCUUUGUCUCAAUCUCACCCAAGAAAUAAGCACACAAACAGUAAAGAUGAUAUUCACAUGGAUGAUUCUUCUCGACACCUUCUUCCUCGUCAAUCGUCUCUACAUCAAACUAAUCCACAGCACCAAUCGCAUCUAACGCCAUCCCAACGUAAUCUUCCGCGACAGAUGAUUCAAAGAGGUACCGGCAACUCACCGAGAGUCACUUCUGAUGUUCGUAUAGUAAAGCCUCACGAGAAUGUCAAUAGUUCUAUUUCUCAAACGAGCUUGACAUCUCCGUCAGCCACAACAACAAUGCCUGUAAGGGCCAAAGCUGCAGAAUCUGAUAUGGCUUUGCCAACACCUCCACAAACUCCUGCGCAUCCUGCUUACCCUUAUGCUCCUUAUCCGAGGUAUUUUGAUUAUGGUGCUAGACCUCCAAUUAAUGAUCCUUACGGCUAUUCAGCUUACUCGGCACCGGCUAGUAAACCCGUUGACGAGGUAGCAAAUCCCGGCGCUGAACCACCAAAUUAUCCCAGAGUCAGCAGUGCACUACCUCAAAAAAAAGUGACAAGUAACAAAAGUAACACUGCAACUGGAGUCGACAAUAAAUCACUUUCUAAGUCAAAAACUGCUGCCAAGGAAGAGCAGCCAACUCCGACCGCUUUUAGUCAUCCUUCUAGUGUGAGAAGUGCUUAUCCUCCAGCACCAUAUGCACCGCCGUCGUACGAUCCGUACUCGCAGCAUUAUUCAUCGGCACCUGCACCUGGAAGCUCAACAUCUUAUCCACCACCUGCUCCAGUCGGCUAUCCUGGAUACGGUAGUCCAGCGUAUAACGUAUAUUCAGCCUUUUCACCUCCACCAGCGCCUGAUCCGUAUCGAGGUUACGCGCCUCCUCCACCAGCUUCAGCACCAGGACAUCCAACGAAUUACUAUUCACCCUUUCCAGCUUCACCUGUUUAUCCAAAUUAUUCGUUUUUGCCAGCUUAUUCAAAUCCUGGUGUGCCUACUGAGCCUCAACCACCGGCUCAAUAAUUCAGUCUUCGUCUUCUAGUAAAACUUGAAGAUAUGUUUUGUUUGUGAUAAUUGGAACUGUCGAAAUCAGUGAAAGUAUUUCAAACAUAGCAGUGAAUAAUUCCAUGCACUGUAACUAAUUCAGUUUCAUAAAGAGGCAUUUUAGUGUAGUUUCUUAGGCCCAAGUGCGUUCCUGAAUCGUUUAAUAAUAGUUAUUUGUAUUGAUUAUAGACAACCAAGUGCAAUCAUUGUGUGUGAAUGUUUUAUCGUAAAACGGAAGACCGAGUCAUACUAGAUACAUGACCAUAAUACUCCUAAUUCUGAUUAUACUCAUUCUUUUUGUUAUGAUUAUUUUCCAAAAAAGCUAUAUUUUGAAAACUAGCUUUAUAGCAAUUUAUUAAAAACUUUUAUAAGCGAUCGUUAAUUCAGGCUAUAAAGCUACAUUUAUACUACUAUUUAUAAAAUUUUUGGAAGUAUAAAUAUCUCCAUUGAAGUUUUCUAUUGUAUAUUAUAGGGAUAAUUUAGAAAACAAUUUUUUACGAUUUUUUUCAAUCAGAGUUUUAGUAACGUGUUAUUGACUAUUCAAUGUAACUUUGAAUCAGCAAAUAUGUAAAGUAUAGAUUAUCGAAUAAUAUCGAUAGACACAUAUUGAAAUAUAUAACUUUUUAGAAUUUUUUGUUGUAACUUAUUCGAAAGUUACUUGUGAAUGAUCUGACCGUGUUCAAAUUAUUAUCAUAAAAUAGCUUAUUCAACUAUAAUGUUAUGGACAUUUUUUGAUACAUAGUGCAAGAUAUUAUGUUGCUCAUUAAAAGCCGUUAUGUGAUUUUUAUCACGUACGUUAAAACAGUAUUCUUUUAAAACAUAAAUUUCUUAGCCUGCCAGUAACAAAAAUCGUGUAUUAUGUUACAAGUUUUAAAAAAAUUUGAUAAUUAUACACAUACGUGACAUAUGUAUGUUAUCAAAAAGAAAAAAAAGGAAAAACC
This is a messenger RNA of Trichogramma pretiosum, 10476 nucleotides long. RefSeq lists its product as uncharacterized. Gene Ontology annotation, cellular component: nucleus. The coding region runs from base 1256 to 9514 and encodes 2752 amino acids. The transcript is spliced from 10 exons. Gene Ontology annotation, molecular function: ATP-dependent chromatin remodeler activity; ATP hydrolysis activity; ATP binding. The record is from RefSeq and is a predicted model, not a curated record. Lineage: Eukaryota; Metazoa; Arthropoda; Insecta; Hymenoptera; Trichogrammatidae.